CCACGUGGAGAAACAAGGUUCGAAGGUUGAGUCCAUAACCAUAAGCAUGAAGCCGCCUUGAGCUUCUUCGAUGAUUCUUCGUCGUUCCCACGACUCUGUUGAAAGCCAGACUAUUAAUUAAUAAGAGGGAGUGAUCCGAUCCGACCAUGAACAAGUGCUGUAAAAUUUGUACAUGAAUCAAGAAAUAAAAUUAAAUAUGGGUUUGAAUAGAAGCAUUGCGGGGAUGGAUCCACAGCUGGCUGCGGAGAAAGCAGUGUCAGUGAUUGGUCAAGGCUAUGAUCUCUGCAGCGACAUAAGAUUCUCCGCCUGCAAGUCUUCCACGUUGAUCGAGAUUGAUCAUAAACACACCAGGGACAUGCUCUUCCCAGUUCCAGGUUCAAUUCGUGUCCACAACGUUCCCUCUUCCAUCAAGUGUGACAAAGGUGAACGCACAAGGUUCCAUUCCGAUGUUCUCACCUUCAACCAGAUGUCGGAGCAUUUUAACAGGCAGUUAUCUCUGUCUGGGAAGAUACCAUCGGGAGUUUUCAAUGCUAUGUUUGACAUGAGGAAGUGUUGGCCGAAGGAUGCAGCUGCAACUAAGAGCCUUGCUUUUGAUGGAUGCUUCAUAUCAUUGUACACCGUUGAAUUGGAUAGAACUAACUUAACCCUUUCCGAUCAAGUCAAGAAAGAUGUUCCUUCUUCCUGGAACCCUGCAGCUCUUGCCUCGUUCAUUGACAAGUAUGGCACCCAUGUGAUUGUUGGCGUCAAGAUGGGAGGUAAAGAUGUGGUCCACAUCAAGCAGUCAAAGAAUUCAGAUCUUCCACCCGCUGAACUGCAGAAACUACUAAAACAACUAGCUGAUGAGAGGUUUUCAGAGGAUUCGAAUCCAUCUUCCAAUGCCAAUCCUGCUCAAAUAUCAGGAAAACUAAAGGAUGAUCAUGCCAAGCUGUGGAGGCAGAACCAUUUUCCUCCUGCUGGAAGACCAGUUGUAAAAAGCCACUCCAAGAAUGAUGAAAUCAUGAGUGUUUCGGUCCGCAGGGGAGGCAUUGAUAUUCGUCAGCCUUAUAACCAGUGGCUUCAAACCAUACUACAAUCCCCCAAUGUCAUAUCAAUGUCUUUUGUUCCUAUUACUUCCUUACUCAACUCUGUUCCAGGCAAUGGAUUCUUGAGUCACGCCGUUAAUUUGUAUCUUAGAUAUAAACCUGCCAUAGAGGAUCUCCAUCAUUUUCUGGAAUUUCAGUUGCCACGGCAAUGGGCACCAAUGUAUGGAGAUCUGCCUCUUGGAUAUGGCCACAAGCAUAAGAAAAACAUGUCUCCAUCACUUCAGUUCAGUCUCAUGGGACCCAAGCUUUAUGUUAACACUGUCAAGGUUGAUUCCGGGAACCGUCCUGUAACAGGGAUUCGUUUGUACUUAGAAAGCAAAAAGAAUGAUCACUUGGCAAUCCAUCUUCAGCAUCUUGCAGAGAUUCCUGGUUUCCUUGAAAUCUCAGAAGACAACGGCUAUGAACCCAUCGAUGAACCGGUCGAAAGAGGCUACUACGAACCGGUAAAAUGGAGCAUGUUUUCUCAUGUGUACACAGCACCUGUUCAGUACAACAGCUCCAGAAUAGACGAGUCCACAGCCAUAGUAACAAAGGCAUGGUUUGAGGUGAAGCUUGUGGGAAUGAAGAAGGUUCUGUUCCUAAGGCUUGGAUUCUCAACCGUGGCAUCGGCCAAAAUCCGGAGAUCAGAAUGGGAUGGACCUUCUACAAUGUCUAGAAAAUCAGGAUUCUUCUCUGCCUUGAUGAGCACAAAGCUGAGCAAAGAGUUGAAAUCCUCGCCGGAGAAGGCGAAUAAGGUGGAGAUAAACUCAGCAAUCUAUCAAGGUGGUCCUCCAGUGCCAACAAGGGCUCCAAGAAUGCUCAGCUUUGUAGACACAAAAGAAAUGGUUAGGGGCCCAGAGGAUACACCUGGAUAUUGGGUUGUCACAGGUGCAAAGUUGUGUGUGGAUAAUGGCAGAAUCUCAAUCAAAGCCAAGUAUUCUUUGUUGACUGUUAUACCAGAAGAAGCUAUAGAGUAAGUAGCAUUCGGGAUUAUAAUAUAGGAUUACAAUGUAUCAUUUAAUAUUAUAGUCUGCUGUAAAUACGUAACUUAUAUUGUAUGAUUCAUUCAAAAAUGAGUGUCAUCUCACAUCUGAUGCAAAGUGAGCUAGAUUUGUUUUGGCAUAACUGCCAUCAAUAAUAAAAACUACCUAAAUUUCGAAACACACAAAAUCGUGUCGUUUUUUCCUUUUCGCUGAUCCUGAUAUCUAACUCCACAAGUGGGCAACAGAGACUUAUGUUUGCAUCUUGGUAUAUCAGCAAAUGCAACAUCACACAUUUGGCGAGUUCUGUAGAAGUAUAUAAUGAUUGAUAUGGGGUGCGGAUAUGGUACUCAACAAAAGUAAGUUGAAUGAGCGUCACAUGUUAAAGGAGGACUCUUGUAUUUAGUCAAGGUUCAAAAUCUGUUAAGAGUUCCUCCACGGCACCCUACUUGUGGAAAUUUGAAUAGGAUACGAUCAGAUUAAGAUUAUAUGGGACAGAAAGUUUGGAUUUGGGUAAAAUUUUACUGCUACUUUGCCAGAAAAAUGGGUCCAAAUAACAGCUUCAAACACGUAACCGUUUUAACGGUAAAAACCGAACCAAGAGAAAAUGAGAAAUUAAUUACAACUCAAAUAAAUAUAAAAUAAUAAAAUAAACUGGGAAAAUUUUCUACAUGCAAUCUGCUAGCACGCAGGCAUUUUUUUUUCCCAAAAUUAAGAAAGUAAAAUAUGUUUUAGAGGGAAAUGGGGGAAUCGAUGGAUUAAUUAAGAAGAAAAAGCAAGAGAAGAAUUUCAAAUCCCUCAACCGAUAAAAGAAGGAAAUUAUUAUUAUUCACAUGCACUACAUACUUGAUUACAUCUCAUAUCACAAUAAUCUUGCUUUCUUACUUACCACUACUACAUGAUUUAUAUUUCUCAGGGACAUGAACAUGACAUAGGCAUUACGCAAUUACAAUUCACAAAAACAUAGGUUUGAAAACUCUAGGAGC
Molecule: messenger RNA, 3027 nt
Organism: Arachis ipaensis
Lineage: Eukaryota; Viridiplantae; Streptophyta; Magnoliopsida; Fabales; Fabaceae
Gene: NSL1
Product: MAC/Perforin domain-containing protein
Biological process (GO): regulation of salicylic acid mediated signaling pathway; plant-type hypersensitive response
Cellular component (GO): plasma membrane
Source: RefSeq, a predicted model, not a curated record